This is a messenger RNA of Megachile rotundata (alfalfa leafcutting bee), 702 nucleotides long. RefSeq lists its product as uncharacterized. NCBI's taxonomy places the organism in Eukaryota, Metazoa, Arthropoda, Insecta, Hymenoptera, Megachilidae. The record is from RefSeq and is a predicted model, not a curated record.
AUGAAAUUAAGUUACGUGAAUAAUCCGAUGUACGCACUGUGUCUGCUGGCAGCAGUUUGCGUACGACAACAUGUUCAAAAUGGUAGAGUCCAGCCAUUGACAAAGAGCGUAUCUUUGCAAAAGCCGACGACGGUGUUUAUGAAACCGAACAAAGCUAGCCUGAGGACGGUGAACGACAUACAAGAAGUAAAACCCAAUGUAACACCGAAUACUAGGAGUUAUCCGAAUCUUCAGGAAGCUAACGCGUUGGUGACUUGCGUUCAGAACUACACUAAACGGACGGAAAAGGUUGACGAUAUUCCAAAGAGCUUACCGACAAAGAAAAUAUUCCGCGACUCUGAUUCCUUCUUCCCCUACAAUGUUCCCGAUUGGAUGCUGUUCCUAUUCACGAACAUAGGUGCUAAAUGGUUCGCUUGAUGCAAGACAUGUCGAGCUAAAAGUCAGCUAAAUAGCAUGCGAACGAUUUGAUGGGGAUUGAAGCGGGUUUAGGGGGAAUCCGCGACUGAUCUUUGUCAAUUUCGACGAGCAAGCUCUACAGUGGUUCGAGAAAGGAAAUUGCGGCGAGAUCGUUUAAAUUGAUCGAAUCGUAUGUUACGCGCUCACUAAGGCGCCAACGAGCGCGUUGACAUAGUGUGAAGCGGAAAGCAACGCACGCGCGUGUUGACUACAACCUUUUAUGUAUAAUUGCACGUUGCAACGACA